This is a messenger RNA of Angiostrongylus costaricensis, 2229 nucleotides long. Lineage: Eukaryota; Metazoa; Nematoda; Chromadorea; Rhabditida; Metastrongylidae. The record is from the annotation of a GenBank genome assembly.
AUGAGGUCACUGAGUGAUAUUACUAUUUUAGCUUGUGAUGGUAAUGAAACUUUUACUUGUAAUAAUGGACGGUGUAUUCCACGAUCGUGGCGAUGUGACGGUGACAUAGAUUGUAAAGACAAAGAAGAUGAGCAGAAUUGCACAGUAGAUGGACAAAUCCAGUGUGGUCCGGAAGAAUUUCAUUGUGCAAAAGAUCAACCUGUUCCGGCGUUUAAAACAGCUCAUCAGACUUGUAUACCGUCGCGAUGGGUGUGUGACGGUGAAUUCGACUGCGAAGAUAGGAGCGACGAACGAGACUGUCCAGAUGUGCAUUGUACAGAGAAUCAAUUCACAUGUUCGGAGUUUGAUGGUAAAUUUAAACUGUGCAUACCAAAGUCGUGGCAGUGUGAUGGGCAGAUGGAUUGCGCCUCUGGCGCUGACGAAGAAAAUUGCGCAAAGCGAAAAUGCGAGGACAACGAUUUCCAAUGUGCAAAUGGAAUUUGCAUAUUCAAAAAUUGGGAGUGCGAUGGUGAGGAUGACUGUGGAGAUCGAUCUGAUGAAAGUAAUUGUACUUCGACACCUCAGCAAAUAUGUGAUUUCAAACAUAUGUUCAAAUGCGUCAGCAGUGAUGGCUGUAUAUCAAAGGAUUGGGUAUGCGAUGGCGAGGCGGACUGUUUAGACCACUCAGACGAACGGAACUGUAGUGAUACACCACAUGAGUGUGCUCAUCCGGAAACAGAAUUUGCAUGUGCAUCUGGACGAUAUUGCAUAAAUAAAAUGUGGUACUGUGACGGAGAAGAGGAUUGCCCAGAUGGAAGUGAUGAAAGAAAUUGUGCUUCUUCUCGAGAAUGUGUAAAAGGCGAGCGGAGUUGUCCGGGCAGCAACCUUUGUAUCUCUGAUAGUCAAUGGUUGGUGUUUAUGUGCAACGGGGUGGAGGAUUGCCCUGACGGAUCCGAUGAGUUGCACUGUGAUAAAAAUAGCACAGCUGUAUGUGCUGAGAAGAGCGACUAUUGUGAUUGCCACAACUCAUUUGUUAAGAAUGCACAUUGUAAAAUACCGGGAACAUGCGACCAGAUUUGUGAGAACACCCUGGGUAGUUAUGUAUGCCGAUGUCACCAUGGGUAUAAAUUAAGUCGAAGUUCUGAUUCGACUGUUCCAAACAGAUGUAGGGCACUUGGAGGAGAUCCACUUUUAUUGCUGAGCAAUAGGGCAACGAUUAGACAGUUUGAUCUUGUUACUAAUGUGCAUGUUCCACUAAUCCAAAGUCCCGGAUCCGCCGUUGCUAUGGAUUUCCAUCUUCGAAAUGGGACAUUGGUGUGGUCGGAUAUUGCUCUUCAGAAAAUCCUAAUGUGUAAAAUUGGAAACGACUCUGUUCAUCAUCACUUAGCAGUUAGAGAGAAGUGUGCUGAGGGUGAACAGCACGUACUUCUUGAGUCAAACGUGCACACUCCUGAUGGGUUGGCUGUUGACUGGGUUCACAACCUUCUCUUCUGGACUGAUGGAGGUCUUGAUCAGGUAAAUGUGAUGGAUUUGGAAACACGGCGUACACGCACGUUAUUUUCUGAUGGGCUGGAGGAGCCGCGAGCCAUAGCAGUAGAUCCUGAGAUGGGUCUUAUUUUCUGGACCGAUUGGGGCAAGGAGGCUCGUAUAGAGCGUGCUGGGAUGGAUGGACAACACAGAACGGUUAUCGUGAAAGGAGAGCGUGUAAAGUGGCCCAAUGGUCUUGCUCUUGACUACAUUGAUAAACGUGUCGUUCUACACUCACAUCAGUAUCUCCGGCACCCAUUUUCAAUUGCUGUGUUUGAGGAUCGCAUUUAUUACACUGACUGGGAACAUGAUGGAGUAAUUACCAUCAACAAAUUCACCGGAGGUGAAAUGCGUACAGUAAUGCAGAAAGUUUCGACUCCAAUGACGGUUAGGAUUUACCACAAACUCGCUCAACCAAAACUUCCGAACAAGUGUGAUAAUUCCGGUUGCAAUGAAAUGUGUCUACCGCGAGCAGUCUAUCGUAAGACCGAACCUGCUCUUGAAACAGAUUGGCAUGAUCGACCGUAUGCGUGUAUGUGUCAGGGAAAUACCCCUGCUGACCUCAUUGAAUGCGCAGGUAAAAUAUUUGUUGGUUUGGUGUACUACCGUAAACGUCAUUAUAACGGCUCCUUCACUGCUCUGAACUUCGACAAUCCCAUCUAUCGGCGGACGACGGAGCCUGAUAUGGACGAUCCUUUCCGUGAUCCUUUUACGUAUGACUGA